Saccostrea echinata is the source of this 2623-nucleotide messenger RNA. RefSeq lists its product as uncharacterized. Gene Ontology annotation, cellular component: plasma membrane. The transcript is spliced from 15 exons. Gene Ontology annotation, molecular function: oxidoreductase activity; copper ion binding. The record is from RefSeq and is a predicted model, not a curated record. Lineage: Eukaryota; Metazoa; Mollusca; Bivalvia; Ostreida; Ostreidae. Bases 118 to 2376 code for a protein of 752 amino acids. Gene Ontology annotation, biological process: iron ion transport.
ACGUUUCACCUAUUUAUUAUAAUCGCUGGAGUUGAGUCUGCUUUUAAACAUGAUGUGACACCCAGUUGUCCGGAUUCCGCCGAGGAAUGUACCUUUAUCCUACGUGUUAAUUACAUUAUGACCAUGGUAGCCUAUAACUGGACGAUCGACGAAGGGAACCCAGUUUUCCUCAGAAAUGGGACUUUCAUGAAAAAAACCUCAGACGCUGAACAUGGGGUGGCCCAUCUUUGUGAAGAAAAACCGGUUACCUCUGAAGAAAUGGAAGAAGUAAUAACUGCUGACGGCAACUACAGAUUCAUGUUCGCCAUCAACAAUCAGUUUCCGGGACCAACGAUUUCCGCUUAUGAAAAUCAAAGAGUAAAAAUUCAUGUUUACAAUGACCUUGCAAACGAGGCUGUGACCUUUCACUGGCAUGGUAUGUCCCAGAACGGUUCUGUUUAUAUGGAUGGUGUCUCCAUGGUUACACAAUGCCCGAUACUUCCGGGGCAGAUGUUUACUUAUUUGUUCACAGCUAAUCCUCAGGGAACACACUGGUAUCAUGCACACCACGGUGUUAUGAGGUCGAUGGGCCUUGCAGGUGCUUUUAUUGUCCUUCCUCGGAAAGGAAAUGAGAGAAAUGAUGUUCCCAAAGCUGAUGACGAUUUUGUAUUCAUGGUACAAGACUGGACAUACCCCGAGAGUGACCUCCAGCUAGUAAAAUUUCAGGAGUGGUAUAUGUUACCGUUUGUAAAGAAUAUGGAUUCAGAUGAGUGUCUCCAGACGAAGCUUACCUAUGACGGGUCUCUAUCCAGUCUGACGAUGCCUUAUAAUAAUGCCCUGGUGAACGGGAAAACGAAAUAUUUUUCAGAUGACAGCUCAGAGCAACAGCGUGCGAUACCACUGGAGAUAUUCAAUGUAGCCUCUAACAGCUAUACCAGAUUCCGAGUCAUUAACUCGGGCAUGACAGGAGAAUACAAAAUUUCCAUUGAUAAGCACAAACUGUUACUGACCGAUACAGAUGGAGGUGACCUGGCCCCAAUUUACAUCGAUUUCCUCCUCAUUAGCCCCGGAGAAAGCUAUGACGUCAUUUUAUACGCAAAUAACACUCCUGGAAACUACUGGAUACGCGUAGAAACAACAGAAGUAAUGGAUUACAAUCAUAAUCCAGUGAAACCAAAUGUAAGCUUUGCACAGCUUCAUUACAAUGAAGCAGAAGAUGAUUUACCUGACACAGAAGAGAGGGAAUGCUCAGAGCGGGAACCUUGUGUUAUGACCAAUUGUCACUGGAGUCUUAUAACGAUGGCUAAAAGGGAGCCAUACACGAAAUGUCUAUCUGUGGUGGAUCUAAGGGCAUCAUCACAACAUAGUAAUACAAAUCCUGUAGACGUUCCCACUUCACGUGACAAUUUUCAGGAGAUCUUUCUGAACUUUAAUUUCAGAGGGACUGACUCGAUGCGUCGUCGACCGGCAGUGAACACAAUUCAUUACAAAAGUCCACCAAUGCCCCUUCAGGUAUUUCCAGAUAUUGUAGAAGACAGGAACAUUGUAUGUAAUAACGACCACAUGAACAACUGUGGCGUAUACUGCCGCUGUACUCACGUUGUUAAGCUGGAUGCGUGGAAAACAGCACAGCUUGUAUUGACGGCUGAGGUUAACGUAACCAGGGGAUCCGCUCACCCUAUACAUCUCCAUGGAAAUCGUUUCCACGUCCUAAAGUACGGGCUCCCAGUUAUCAACAAGACAACAGGACUAAUUGAGAAGGAAAAUCAAGACAUAGAAUAUUUCAAUAACUACAGCAAAGCAAGAUGGCGGAAUUCUAGCUGGGAGUAUGGUAACAUUCCAGAUAUAAACAUUGUAGAUCCGCCCCACAAAGAUACGGUGGUGGUGCCUUUUAGGGGCUAUGUUGUUGUUCGACUACAAACAAACAACCCAGGAUUUUGGUUCAUGCACUGCCAUCUCGAUGACCACAUGAGCCUGGGGAUGGACGUUGUUAUACAGGUUGGGGAGCCACAUGAGAUGCCAAAACCUCCCCCACAUUUUCCAAAAUGUUGGAAUUUCAAAGCGGAAUUCAAUUCUAAAUCCUCCUCAAAGUCACAAUCAGAGAAAAAAUCCCUAUCUGACAGAGAAGAUGACAAUUUUUUACAGCUGCCUGCUGUAUCUGACAUCACCACCAAAGGACACGAAGAACAUGAAGAUGAAUCCUAUGAUACUCACAUCUUUAGCAUAAACUACACGUCGUAUGUCGUUAUGGUGGUGUUUAUGAUGGUUUUCCUCUUUGGGUUCCUCCUCUUGUCUCUGGUUUUGGUCAUUAAACAAUGUAACUGGACAGGUUCUUCCUCCAGACGCCGGGGUUAUACUGAGAUCGGAAGUGAACAGCGUGUUAAAUAUUCAAAAUAAACUCAAACAAAAACUUAAGAUGAAUGAUAUUGUAUUGAAGAAAAUUUUCUUCCUGUAGAGAUGCAAAGGGAAAAAAAUCAUCUGGAAGAACUAAAGUGAUAUAUUUUAAAUCUUGCCUCUACAUGUAAUAUCUUUAAAUAAGUAGAAAGUAUAGAACAUUUAUAGAAUUUUCUCAAUGUUUUGCUCAGUUUUGUAUUGAUAUAUAACAUGGACUUCUGUAAUUUUGAUUAAAGACCUUUAGAAGAUA